AUGUCCUCUUGCCUCUUCGAAAAGCCUCGGACGCCGCUCGAAAUCUAUGCCCGAUCCUUGCCCGAUGAUGCAGACGCAGCUCCAAUGCUCUUCCCCAUGUACACCGUAGCUGCGGACGUGCUGUUGAAGAUGACGAAGGUCGAGCCCCACGAAAAGUUGAAGGCCAGAGGUGAGCUUGUUGCCUUCAGCGACGACUUGGGCAAGGCAGCCUUCGUUUCGCACCAGUGGCUUGAGACGAACCACCCAGAUCCGGAGUUCAGGCAGAUACGCAUUCUGCAGGAUGUCGUAAAGCGGAUUCUGAAUAGCUCUGAGUCUCUUUCCUUGGACCCCUCCACAGAAGCCGCGGUGCGAACGGCUAAGCCGCUCCCCAUGAAGGAAUUCCAGGCGCAGAGAUUGUACUUCUGGUACGACUAUUUCUCAUGCCCACAGCUGGGGGAGCACCAGAUCGACAAGACGCCUAACAUGCGCCUGGCCCGCGCCAUAACAAGCAUCCCGGCAUAUAUAGGCAGGUGCGAUUUUUUCUUUGCGCUAUGCCCUGUUCUCGACUGCCCCUUGAAAAGCACAGUGCUUACGGCGGCGACCUGGAGCAGGAGGGGGUGGUGCCGCCUAGAACGAGCCGCACGCGAGCUGUCGCCAAACAGCACUUGGAUUCUGAUUCAAAGCGAAAGCUCCAUUGAAGUUGUUGGCACGGUGCUGUCCUUUCCGAGUGGCCCCGUCGGGGAAGGCCAUUUCGAGAUCGAGGAGGAUCGACACAAGCUGGCCCCCGUGAUGCGGCAGAUCUUGGUUCAGAAACUGCUUCAUUGCCUGCGAGUGGGCGACCUGCCUGGAUUCCGACGCCACUUCAACCUCCAGACGGUUCACCUGCGGGGGCUGGAGAUCGAGCCGAUUGGCGGCUUGCUUCCCAGCUCUGAGGGUGGUGAUGAUUCAGUGGCGGAGUUCCUGCACCAGAACGGCUUGAGGAGGGUCGCUGAGGCCGACAGCACGGGGUGGUGGCCACUGCACUACGCUGCUCUGGCCGGCAAUGCAGAAGUGCUGCGGGGCCUGCUGGAGAAGCGCGCCGACGUGAACCGGCGCACGUCGAAGGAUGAGCCGAUGUUGGGCUUCCCGCCUUGGGUGUCGGCUUUGGAUCUGGCGGUGUUCUACAAGCACCAAGAGGCCACGCGGCUGCUUCUCGCCGCAAGAGCCCAACUUGAGGGUGGGCUAGCGCCGGCUAUCUUUUAUCCUGGCUUCUCGGAAAAUGUAGAGGGAGUCCGGCUCCUGUGUGCAGCGGGUGCCAGACCGCUGGCACGCAACGUGUUCGGCGUCAGUUGCUUGCAAAAUGCAGCAGGGUUCGCGGCGUCUGCAGUGCUGGAGGAGCUGGUUAGGCAGGGUUGCCCUGAUUCCCUGGAGCUUUCGCGCGCACUCUUCGAUGCUGCAGCAGUUCACGGUGGCUCGGCAGGGAUGGUAAGCCGGCUGAUCGCCCUCCGCGCCGACAUCGACUUUCAACUGAUCAUCCCACGUGACAUCAGCACAGUGGGCCGGCUGCUCCUUGCGGGCAAGUCCUUGCAGUACAAGUUUGGUCGGAAAACAAUCUUGUCCGGUCUGGCUUAUCAUUUGCAUGGCAGCACGCCGCUGAUGCAGGCCAUAAGGUCGGCUCAAUUCGAGGCCGCCGCAGCUCUGAUCGCGGCCGGCGCGAGACUGGACCUCUGCAACUGCCGGCACUGGACUGCUGCAGAUUUUGCCUGUAGCCAGUCGAUCCCACGCUUUCUGCAGCUUGGCCUGGAGGGGGACCCGUCAGAGUGCCGGCGGGUCUCCUCGCUCGCUCUUGCUGACGGCUAUGUCGAGGUUCCUUUUUAA
Messenger RNA from Symbiodinium sp. CCMP2592, 1836 nucleotides. NCBI's taxonomy places the organism in Eukaryota, Dinophyceae, Suessiales, Symbiodiniaceae. The record is from the annotation of a GenBank genome assembly.